CUUGUCCAUUAAAAAUCCUUCCUGGAGAGUCUCAAGUUCCUGGUAUCAAGACUCAAGAGCUCGGAUGGCAGCGUCUAGAUGACCUGACUGUCCCUUACAUGUCAAGGUUGCGCAAUAUCAUUGCGAAAGUCACUAAACUCGACCACCUUAGUCAACUCCAUGCACACCUCAUUCAUUACUCCCUCCCUUGCCAAAGCUACUGGGCGGCGCUGCUUAUUAACCACUGCACCCGCCUCCGCGCUCCGCCGCCCUACACUCGACACAUUUUCGACUCGGCGUGUGAACCGAACGUCUUUGUUUUCACCAGCAUGUUAAAGUAUUGCUCCCAGCUUGGCUCCCAGGGUGAUGUUUUCCAUCUGUUUGAAGAAAUGCGGGAGUGUAAAGUGAGCCCUGAUGCGUUUGUGUACCCAAUACUGAUCAAAGCGGCUGGGGAGCGUGGGUCUGUUUUCCAUGCGAACGUUAUUAAACUGGGUCUUGACUGUGAUAGGUUUAUACGUAAUGCUAUCAUGGACGUGUAUGGGAAAUUUGGGCCUAUCGAGCUUGCAAGGGAGUUGUUUGAUGAAAUGCCCGACAGAGCUAUUGCAGAUUGGAACUCUAUUAUUUCUGCGUACUGGAAAUGGAUGAAUGAUGUUGAAGCACGUAAAUUGUUUGACAUGGUGCCGGAUAAGAAUGUGAUUACUUGGACAGCAAUGGUGACUGGGUAUUCAAGAAAGAAGGAUUUGGUGAGUGCAAGGAGUUUUUUUAAUCAAAUGCCAGAGAGAAACGUGAUUUCGUGGAAUGCAAUGCUUUCUGGCUAUGCCCAAAAUGGGUGUACUGAGGAAGCUACAAGGUUAUUCACUGAGAUGAUUAAUGCCGGAAUAAGUCCAGAUGAGACAACAUUGGUAACUGUGAUUUCUUCUUGCUCUUCACAAGGUAUUCCUUCCCUUGCCGAUGGGCUUGUCAGGAUGAUUGAAGAAAAGGGCAUUCAUUUGAAUUGUUUUGUUAAAACAGCACUUCUUGACAUGCAUGCCAAGUGUGGAAAUCUAGAGAUGGCAAGAAAGAUUUUUGAUGAGAUGGGUUCGUAUAGGAACUCCGUUACAUGGAAUGCAAUGAUUUCUGCGUAUGCAAGAGAUGGCAAUUUGGAUUCAGCGAAAGAGCUCUUCGAUAGGAUGCCAGUGAGGGACAUUGUAUCCUGGAAUUCUAUAAUAGCUGCUUUUGCACAGAAUGGACAGUCUAAAAUAGCAAUUGAUCUAUUCAAAGAGAUGAUUGAGAAGGAACUUGUGCCAGAUGAAGUAACAAUGCUUAGUGUAAUCUCGGCUUGUGGACAUCUUGGGGCUCUGGAAUUCGGCAAAGAGGUGGUAAAUUUCCUAAUGAAGGACCAAAUUAAAUUGAACAUUUCAGGUUAUAAUUCCUUGAUUUUCAUGUAUUCCAAGUGUGGUAGCAUGAAUGAUGCAAAAAGGAUAUUCCAAUCCAUGGAAUGUAGAGACGUGGUAUCAUACAAUGCACUUGUUACAGGCUUUGCUGCUUAUGGUAAAGGAGUUGAAGCUGUUGAUUUACUCUGGAGGAUGGAGGCAGAAAACAUAAAACCAGACCGGAUAACUUAUAUGGGAGUUCUAACAGCUUGCAGUCAUGCAGGAUUGAUAGAUGAAGGCCAAAGAAUUUUUGAAUCUAUCAAAGCUCCUGCAGUUGAUCACUAUGCUUGCAUGGUGGAUUUGUUAGCCAGAAAUGGUAAACUAGAUGACGCAAAGGGAUUGAUUGAAAGAAUGCCACUGCAGCCUCAUGCCGGUAUAUAUGGUGCACUUCUAAAUGCUAGCAGGAUUCAUAAAAGAAUUGAUCAUGCAGAGUUUGCAGCCGGUAAGCUCUUUGAGAUGGAACCAGAAAAUGAUGGUAAUUAUAUCUUGCUUUCUAAUUUAUAUGCUUCAGUAAGGAGAUGGGAAGAUGUUGAAAGAAUUAGAGGAUUGAUGAGGAAAGAGGGAAUCUCAAAGACAACUGGGUGGAGUUGGGUAGAACAUGGAGGCAAAAUGCACAAGUUCAUAGUUGGUGAUCAGUUCCAUGAAAAAUCAGAUCAUAUUUAUAGAGUUCUUCGGGAAAUGGAAAAGAAGAUGAGGGUAGCUGGAUAUAUAGCUGACAAGAGCUGUGUUUUGAGAGACAUCGAGGAAGAAGAAAAGGAGGAGAUGGUCGGUAGUCACAGUGAGAAGUUGGCUGUUGCAUUUGCAGUUUUAGUGAGUGAGCCAGGGUCAGUGAUACGAGUGGUAAAGAACCUUAGGAUCUGUAGGGAUUGUCACACUUCUAUGAAGAUCAUCUCAAAGUUAGAAAAAAGGGAGAUUAUUGUGAGGGACAACAACAGGUUUCACUGCUUCAACAAUGGGUUAUGUUCAUGCAAGGACUACUGGUAGCAAAUGGUAAUACUUGCUUUACUUUUGAUCUUAUUUAACUCUACUACAGAGGAUCAUGAUGGAACACAUCUUCUAACCACUAAAUGCUAACUAUACACAAACAAUUUCUUUUGCCCGAAUGGGUUUUUGUAAUACAUAAAUGGGGAUGUAAAUAUGUAAUGGUACCACAUAUUUUAAUACCCAGUUUUAG
Messenger RNA from Cuscuta epithymum, 2565 nucleotides. The record is from the annotation of a GenBank genome assembly. NCBI's taxonomy places the organism in Eukaryota, Viridiplantae, Streptophyta, Magnoliopsida, Solanales, Convolvulaceae.